AUGUCACGUACGGCAGAGCGGAAUGAGAGUGCGGAUGUCAAAAUGACGGACAUUGGGAUGGUAACACAAAUAGACCUACAAAAGAUCUGGACAUGGAACAAGGUAUCUCCGAAACCAAUCGAACGAUGUGUUCACGAAAUAUUCGAAGAGAAAGCACAGGACCAGCCUAAUUCUUUUGCUGUUUGUGCCUGGGAUGGAGAAUUACUUUACAAGGAACUGGAUCAGCUCGCUACAAAAUUAGCGAACCGGCUCAUAGAAUUGGGAGUUAGACCCGGUUUAUUGAUACCUCUGUGUUUCGAGAAAUCGAUGUGGACGACAGUUGCUAUGCUUGGUGUUCUUAAGGCCGGCGGAGGAUUUGUGAUGCUCGAUCCCUUGCUCCCAGAGCAACAUCUCCAUCGCAUCGUCCAACAAGUCAAGGCAGACCUCAUCUUGUCUUCUUUUUCAACCCAGGCGCUCAGUUCACGGUUGGCUCAAAAUGUGGUUCCUAUCGAUCGAGCAUUUUUCAUAAAUCUGGAUAUUCAAGCAAACCGGUGCCUUCCCACCGUUUCCCCAUCCUCAAUCCUGUAUCUGAAUUUCACAUCAGGCACCACGGGGGCCCCGAAAGGGGUUAUUUUGACCCAUAGCAGUUAUGCAUCAGCUCUCUACUAUCAGGCACAACACCUUGGAUUUACAAAAGAAUCGAGAAUCUACGACUUUUCCUCAUACAGCUUCGAUGCAUCAAUCAGCCAAACUUUUACAGCUCUGGCUGCAGGAGCUUGCUUAUGUGUACCAAUGGAGCAGGAUCGGAUGAACAAGCUGGCUCAGAGCAUAGCAUCUCUACGCGCAAAUGUUGCUGUCCUUACACCCUCCGUUGCCCAACUGCUGGACCCCAAGGAUACUCCUACACUACAGUCAAUGCUCUUUAUUGCUGAACCAUUACAUCUUAGAGAUAUUAACCCUUGGUGGGGCAAAGUACGAGUUCUCAACAUAUAUGGGCCAAGUGAGUGUACUCCAUACAGCCUCAUCAAUAGUAACGCUUCUUGUCCACAAGAAGCCACUCGAAUUGGCAUUGGUGCUGGCCAGGUGACAUGGGUUGUCAAUCCAGAUAACCACGAUCACUUGCUUCCGCUUGGUACCACUGGCGAGCUACUUCUAGAAGGGCCACUCGUAGGUGAAGGGUAUUUGAAUGACCCGGGGAGGACAGCAAUGGCAUUUAUCCACGACCCAGUGUGGUUGCGGCGAGGAACUUCGAAACAACAAGGACGAUACCGACACUGCCUCUAUAAAACAGGAGAUCUUGUUCAUUAUAACGAGGAUGGAAGCUUGACAUAUGUCGGUCGCAAAGAUACACAGGUUAAAAUUCACGGACAGCGAGUCGAGCUUGGACAAAUUGAGCACCAUUUACAUGAACUCAUGACAGAAGCGGAGAGAGUCAUGGUCGAUUUCAUCAUGCCGAGAGGGGAAAACUCAAGUAAAGUGUUGGCGGCUUUCAUUCAAAUCUACCCAAUUUCAGAAAAUCCCAAACAGCCGGAGCCUACCUACACCACGGAGAUGCUUCAAAUUUCCACUGAUAUCCAAGACAUGUUGGCUCAGCGCCUGCCAGGCUAUAUGGUCCCCACCAUGUUCUUUUCCAUACGUGAAGUCCCCAUAACGGUGACAGGGAAACUGGACCGAAGAAGGCUAUGCCAGAUUGGUACUUCAUGUUUCCAUGAAUACAUGGAAAAGCAAAUUCAAACGGUGAAGCCACAGCCAUCAUCACCAGUCGGACUGGAGUUACAAAAGAUAAUGGGCAGAGUUCUGGCCAUUGACUCAGCGCUGGUAGGACUUGAAGAUAGUUUCUUCCGGCUAGGGGGAGACUCGAUUGCAGCGAUGAGGGUUGUUUCCGAGGCUCAAAAGGCUGGUAUUGAGCUCACGGUCUUAGACGUGUUCAAAUAUCCUACACUUGACAGACUGGUCAGUCGGUGCCAGGAUGUAGCUGACAAGGCCCCGGCAAAGAUUCCGUCUUUCGCUCUUCUGGGUGACAGAUGCAAUAAAAGCAUGCUUCUCCGAGAAAUUGAGGGUCAGUACCAACUAGAUCCUGCCAUGAUAGAAGAUGCAUACCCGUGCACUCCGCUACAAGAAGGUCUUCUAUCUCUAUCUUUAAAGCACCCAGGCGAAUACAUGAUUCAACGUACUCUGAAACUACAUUCGACCAUUGAAACAAGAGAUUUCUGUCGAGCAUGGGAGGAAAUGGCUCGGAAUGUGGUAAUUCUACGUACACGCAUCGUGCAGUGCAGCGGCGUGGGUCUUUUGCAGUUAGUAUUGAACGAAAAAAUCCAAUGGACCCAUACGAUAGGAUUGAAUGAGCAUCUCGAAGAGGAUAAAAAGAGGCCAAUGGAACUUGGAAAGCCUCUUGCACGCUACACCAUGGUCACAGACAAUACAGGCUUGCAUCGAUGGUUUGUGUGGACGCUUCACCACGCGCUGUACGAUGGCUGGUCAUUGCCACUCAUGGUUGACAUGGUUGAUCGACAGUACUGUGGCACCUUGACACAACCAACGAAGCGCGAGUUCAAAGAGUUUAUUAAGUAUAUUGAGGAACAAGACAGUGAGAGGAUAGCUGACUACUGGCGCAAUACUCUUGAGAAUUGUGACUGUACCCCAUUUCCGGUGCUUCCAUCAUCGGUACAGCGUUCAGUAGCAGACAGCGAUAUAACGCAUCAAAUACCAUGGCUCAACACACAGCCGCGAGAUGUUACAACUACGACGCUCGUUCGUGCCGCCUUGGCUCUGCUUAUCAGCUGCAUGACAAACUCGGACAGUAUCGUGUUUGGUAUCACUACAUCAGGACGCGGGGCACCCAUUAGCGGCAUCAACGAGUUGGUGGGCCCAACAGUAGCAACAGUUCCGUUUUAUGUCAAGAUAUUACGGCACCAGAGGGUUUUGGACUAUCUAGCGGCCGUACAGCAGCAAUCAACGGAUAUUAUUCCUUUCGAGCAGUUCGGCUUACAUCGGAUCGCUAAAACAUGUCCCGAAGCCCAGCAGGCAUGUAUGUUCCAAACCCUUCUUAUUAUCCAGCCACAAGAAAAUACCCGGUCUGGCGGUACACUUGGGGUGUGGGAAGAGAGUUACGAGCCGGAGUGGGUCAACACCUUUGCAUUGGCUCUUGAAGUACAAAUUGGCAUGAAGAGGGUCAAUGCCAGAUUUGACUCAAACGUGAUCAAGCCAUGGAUUGUGCAGGCAUUGUUAGAAGGGCUUGAGUUUGUGAUGAAGCAGCUUGACAAGGCAGAAUUUCAACAGAGCAUAGCAGACAUCGACUUCGUCACAUCCCAGAGUCUUGAGCGAAUAUGGGACUGGAAUCGUACCGUUCCAUCGCCAGUGAAAAGAUAUGGUCAUCAUAUGAUUGAGUGGCAGAUGCAGAGCCAGCCGAUGGCAACGGCUAUAUGUUCUUGGGAUGGAGAGCUCACAUACGGUGAGCUAGACCGACUUUCGACGACGGUAGCGGACCAGAUUGUCAAAUUUGGAGUUGGCCCGUACCUACUAGGGCCGGAUAUCCUGGUGCCAAUAUGCUCCGAGAAGUCCAAGUGGACAGUAGUAUCCAUGCUUGGUGUCCUAAAGUCAGGUGCAGGUUUUGUGUUGCUAGACCCUUCCCUCCCUGAGCCCCGACUACAAUCAGUAGUCCAACAGGUGGGCUCGAAGUUGUUAUUGUCCUCCCAAGCCAACAUCGGUUUAAGCCUCAGACUGUCAGAGAUAGUAGUUCAAAUUGGCCCAGACAUAUCGCAGAUCUUGAAUAGCGUUCCGAGUGUCUCGAGUUAUGCUACGAGUCUCACACUGCUACAACCAUCAUCGAGGAUGAUGUAUGCAGUCUUCACUUCCGGAAGCACUGGGGUGCCCAAAGGGGUGUUAGUGUCGCACGAGAAUUUCUGCUCUGCUGUACACUAUCAGUUGGAGCUAUUGGGAUUUAACAGGGAAUCUAGGGUCUUGGAUUUCGCAUCAUAUGCUUUUGACGCGGCGAUUCAUAAUGUUGUAGCCACACUCAUUGCUGGAGGGUGUCUGUGCAUUCCAUCAGAAAGGGAUCGUAAUAAUAUUGGCAACAUCAUGGCCAUCAUGCGGCCUACAAUUGUCAAUCUGACUCCCACGGUAGCACGUUUGUUGGAUCCGGUGGCGGUGCAGGGCCUUAGGACUUUGAUUUUACUUGGUGAACCAGUCACAACCAGAGAUGUUGAGCGAUGGCAGUCGCAUAAAAUUCAAAUAAUAAACGCCUACGGGCCCGCCGAAUGCACACCAAUUAGCACGAUCAACACCAUUGGAUCCAACACAGAGGAGGCCACUCGGAUAGGAAAAGGUGUGGGUUUGGUGACAUGGAUUGUGAAUCCAGAGGACCACGAUCGCUUAUUGCCACCGGGAUGCACCGGUGAACUACUCCUCGAAGGGCCGCUUGUUGGCAAUGGCUAUAUGGGGGACCCGGGAAAGACCGCUGAGGUGUUUAUCGAAGACCCUAAAUGGCUACUAAAGGGUUCAGAUACUCAACCUGGGCGUCACGGCCGCCUUUAUAAGACGGGUGAUCUGGUGCAGUACAACGAUGAUGGGAGUUUGAUGUUUAUGGGCCGCAAAGAUAGUCAAGUCAAGAUUAGAGGGCAGCGUUUCGAGCUUGAAGAAGUCGAACACCAUAUUCUUGAUUGUUUACCAAAAGCGAGUCAGGCUGUGGCUGAAAUUGUUGUGCCUGAGGGCGAGGAGAAUCCUAGACCGGUGUUGGUGGCCUUCAUCCAGACGAGUGGUAACGGCAUGAAGAUUAACGAAAAGUCGACUUUGGUAGCCAAGAAAUACCCAGCGGCUGCUGAUAUUAAGAAGAAGCUGGAACAUCAUCUGCCGAGAUACAUGGUGCCGACGGUAUUCUUUUCUCUGCCGGGUCUGCCAUUAACUGCCACAGGGAAGACGAACCGGAGAAGACUUCGUGAGAUCGGCCGGGAACUACUGUCGGUUGAAGGGGAACACCCGUUCAAUGCAUCUGAAGAACCCCUCGAGAAUGAGUCCCCACGCGGUAGAACAAUAUUGAAGACUGAGCAGCCAGCGUACGAACUAGCUCAGAAAUUACAUUCCAUGCGUGCCUCAUGGACCCGGGAGAAUCUGUCGUUCAAAGAGGACGAGUCACAGCAGCACCAGCAAAUUGAGCUGAACGAUGUGUUUUUACACUCAUCUGGUCUAGACUCGGUGGACAUGAUGGAACUCAUGUCUUUCAUCUCCCAGAAUUUUCAUGUUCAAGUUGGAAUGCAGCUUUUGAUGAACAAAGCAACCAGUAUCAGGAGCCUAGCUCAAUAUAUAGUCGAUUCCCAGGCGAUUGGUGCUCAGGAUCACUCAGUUCGACACUCUUUAACUUGUGCCUUGAUCUCAGUUGAUCUCGCGGCUGAGAUCAGCCGGCAUGACUCUAAGAUUUUGAGUGCCCAGCAGAGAGCUGUACAGCGUGACAUUAUAGCGAGUAAUGAUCAGCCGAUGGACGGAGAUAAUAAAACGUUUAUCGUGUUAUUGACUGGUGCCAACGGUUUUAUCGGUACCCAAAUCCUCCGUCAGCUCCUCGAACACUACCAAGUUAGUCGCGUCAUUUGUCUUGUACGCGGCGAUACGGACAAUGCAGCCAGACAGCGCACUAUUAGUGCGGCCGUAAAAGCGCUCUGGUGGACUAAUCACCACGCGGAGAAGCUGGAAGUCUGGCAGGGCGACCUGGCGCUCCCACGCCUGGGACUUGAUCCGAUGCGUUGGGAUUCUCUAACCAGUGGCCAAGCAGUCAAUUUGAUCAUUCACAGCGGCGCUACAGUGCACUGGACAAAAAGCUACGAAGUCCUAGAGGCUGCCAAUGUUGGCUCAACCAUCGAGCUGUUACUCCUCGCCGUAGGUCUCCCUCGCAUGAGAUUUCUUUAUGUUACGGGUGGCCGUCCUUGGAACUCUUACGAAGAGCUGGACGUUUUGAAGGAGCUCUCAGCCGUCGAUGCCAUCGCGUAUAGCCAAACUAAGUUUGUUGCCGAGGCUGUAGUCAGGCGCGCGGCGCGACGGAGCCCAUCCGAAACCAAUCGACUCGCUGUGCUAAACCCAGGAUGGGUCAUUGGCACACCAACUGAGGGCUUCUCUAACUUCAAUGACUAUAUAUGGCGACUGGUGGCAACGUGCAUCGAGAUAGGAGCGUACAAUGCUGCUGAGGCGGACGGGUGGCUUACCAUAUCAGAUGCUGCGACGACUGCGACAGCCAUUAUUGAUGCGGCACUAGGCAAAAUGGUGGACAUAGUGGCUGAAAAGCCACCCGUGGAUGGCAUGACAUGGAGGGAAUUCUGGGCUAUUCUUGAGGGCAUGGGUUAUAGGCUUGAGGCUAGGGGCAUGGCAGAGUGGCUGGCUCUUGUCCGUGCUGACAUUGAAGCUGUAAGAGAGAAACAUCCCCUGUGGCCACUAGCACACAUGAUCGGGGGCCUACAGAGCGAUAAGCGAGUCGCGGGUAGCUCGCGAGACAAGGGUAGCAGCACACCAUUGCCAUUGAAACUUGCUGUAAGCAGGAGUGCCGAGUAUCUUGUCAAGAUCGGCUUUUUACCCGCGCCAUCAAAUCAGGUACAAGAGACGAUAUAG
Messenger RNA from Penicillium vulpinum, 6567 nucleotides. RefSeq lists its product as uncharacterized. The record is from RefSeq and is a predicted model, not a curated record. The transcript has a single exon. Bases 1 to 6567 code for a protein of 2188 amino acids. Gene Ontology annotation, cellular component: cytoplasm. NCBI's taxonomy places the organism in Eukaryota, Fungi, Ascomycota, Eurotiomycetes, Eurotiales, Aspergillaceae. Gene Ontology annotation, molecular function: phosphopantetheine binding; catalytic activity. Gene Ontology annotation, biological process: amino acid activation for nonribosomal peptide biosynthetic process; secondary metabolite biosynthetic process.